Orbicella faveolata is the source of this 5106-nucleotide messenger RNA. Its product is annotated as GS homeobox 1-like. Gene Ontology annotation, biological process: regulation of transcription by RNA polymerase II. Gene Ontology annotation, molecular function: DNA-binding transcription factor activity, RNA polymerase II-specific; RNA polymerase II cis-regulatory region sequence-specific DNA binding. The record is from RefSeq and is a predicted model, not a curated record. Gene Ontology annotation, cellular component: nucleus. Lineage: Eukaryota; Metazoa; Cnidaria; Anthozoa; Scleractinia; Merulinidae.
ACAUAACGACAUAAAAACUGAUCUUUUCCUUAUGUCGUUAUGUCGCUAGUGUGAACCAGGCUUAAUUCUUCACAGUAAACACAGAAGAGUGUGAAGUAGCUUUUUCAACCAUAUUUUGUCUCUGAUCGUAAAUCUAAACCCGUCCUCUGUCUUCGGUAUUGCAUUUGUAACAAGUGUAUAAGCCCCACGAAGUUUUAAAAGCAUUGCAAAACUAUCGAGAAACUCCAUUUCAAACCAUUGCUGCAAUUCUGCCAGGAGUGAAUCGACAUGCAACCUGGAAAGAAAGCUCAAUGACUACAUUGGGACACUGGUCAAUGAAUACAUUGAAUUCCUCUUUCGCAAACCUGAAUCUGAGUGAAGCAAUUUACUGAAUGUUAACCUCAACAGGUAUGCUUCCUUGGCGUUUGGCAGCUAGGCUAUAAAAACCUCGAGCAAUAAAAGUUUUUAUCUCUGUUUUCUUGUUCGCACUUACUGUUUUACGUGUAAACUGGACAUAGUUCAACAAUAAUCUGAUCCCAUGGGCCUUAGGGUAGCUUAAAACAGGCAUCCAAAGUGUACUUGUGCCACAGUACAACCUGACAGAACUACUCAGUACCAGUAGUCACACACUAGGUUUCACUGAUAUAGAAGUAAAAGCUGGGACCAUGUUUAAUUACAUAUUAUAAGAAAGAAGUUAGAUUCCCGCUCAAUAGCUGUUUUUAUAAACAGCAUGGAAAUGCAAAUUAAAAAAAGGGCGCGCUGCGUAUAAAGCAGGAUUUCCUUUUUAUCGUGAGUACAUAAGUGUUUUCCUCAGACACCACAGGAUGCUUUAAAUUUGACGAGAAUGGGCGUUUUAAGAUACAGCGUGACCCAGAGCACAAGCACUCCAAAUUCUGUCACUUGGAAUAUGCGCCAUGUAGGUAAGCAACAUCCCCGCUGAAAUCCGCGGGCUUAUCAGGCCUAGCUCUCACUGACAACUAAAGAAGAUUUCCUUGCCAAGUUACUGAUGUGUGGGAUUACAAGAUUCGCGACAACUCACAGCUGCUGUUGAACUGUGUACUCGUGGGUCCUCUCCCUUUGUUCGAAAACUCGAUUAGAGGACUCUUCUUCCGACCGAGCGGGGCCGUAGCAACAGGCAAACCGAGGCACCUGCCUCAGUUAGUUUGUUUUUUUUUUCUUUGUUUAUAGUCUUCAUAAACACCCUAAAUACAUAGGAAGAUAAUUUAUCCAUGCACAUUCGGCCCUACUGAGCUCAACCAACACGUUCAGACCAGAAAGUUCCCAUUCUCGAUGUCCCAAGAUACGGCGAUCCUUUUGGUCAGCACCAAGAAUCUCGACUUCCUGCUAGACCCAAUUUUCUGAGCAUGUGCAGAGUAUUCGCUUCGUUUUCCCAGCCAAUCAGAUUCGUCAGAUGAGAAGGGAUAUCCAUGAAUCGAUAAUUUCUGGUGUUUUACCCUCCCAUAGGUCGCGAUACUAGGUGCUGACCAAAAGGAUCGUGGCCUCUGGUGACGAGAAUGGAAAAUACCUUAUAAGUCUUAGAAACCUAAACUAACUAUUAAGCUGCACAAACGCAAAAUACCUUCCAAAUAGUCUCUCAGCUUUUACUUGCACCUAUAAUUUGAAGUUUUUUGUUUACUUACUUUUACUUGUUUACCUGUUUUUGUUUAUCUGGAAGUUUAACUUCCUGCCUAAACGCUAUUUCUUGUUAAAAACUGUCAGUAUUGUUUACAGCGUAUUUUUGAUAAGCUGAUUUUUUCUCGCCUGCUUAUGUCUUUAAUAGAUUAUAACUAGUUUCAGUUAAAUUCUAAAAUUGAUUCUUUUUUCGCCAGUGAAUUCGUACAAAACAAAAUACAUUGAUAUGUUGCUGAGAAAAAAGUGUUUGACUAGAACGAAAACCAAGGACUUACUGUGAAGUCACCUUUCACUGAGAGUGAAAACAUUGUCUUAAAUCGAAAACCGCGUUAAUUUUCUUGUUAUUUUCAUUCUCCAAGUCCUUUAUUUUCUUUUGUAUGUUUCCGCCUCGCAGCUUAAAGUUUGUUCUCAACGCGGAUUAAGUUAAAAGGAUGUACGAGUAUUAAUACAGAGCUGAAAUUACAGAAGGCGAGUUUUUCAUCGCUUUUGUUAUUACCACCGAAUUAGCGAUUCUUCUCCAGGUUUCGGGUAUGAAAAAUAGAUGCAUUUUAAAUAUGAUUAGACACCUGAAAAUAAAAUUCGUAAUAACAUAGAAUUAAAGCACCUUGCAACUCAAUCUAAUAUUUGAAAGCGGUCAUUUCUGGUAAAAACAGAGAACAUCAAAAUUUUUCCAGUUUUGGAAUUUUCAAGGUGGUUUCUCGUUGAGUGCUUUUGUUGACUUAUGAAGAAGAAUAGUGGGUAAUUCUUUUCUGACAAAUAUGGUUAUAUUUAUGAACGAAACGUAAAUAUACUUUUAAAUCGCCGUCAAUUCAGACGGCUCUGUAAUUAGCAAGCAAGAGCGGAAUAAAUGAUAGGCCAUAAUUUGGUUCCGUGUUGUAUGAGAAAUUUUCUUCGUGUACUAAUUGGAUUCUCUUGUUAAUCGCCGCGAAUUAAUUCUGAUGGGACGUCAAACGUCACAAAUUAAGUGCAGCCAAUUAAAAGAGGAGAUUUUAAGUGCUUUAGCAAGCACCGCGGGAAAUAAGGGGCAAUCUAUGGAAUAUUUAUCAAAAUCACUAGAAACUUUGAGUUCCUAUAGAGAAGAACAGGCAUUAAGCAUAAUGGAAAAUCAAGCUUUGUAAUCAGCAAAAUCUGUGCCUGUUCUAAGAAUCUUUUUCGACGUUCAAAUUGUUUACUCGCACUAAUGUAGGCUUUUACGGGUAGACACAAAUGUUUGCGAUAGCAAGUAGAGUCAACAGAGAAGCACCUUUUAAAGUAGUAACUCCAGGAACUCUUAAAGAGUAUUCGUUCUUACAAUGCAGUUAAGGAUUUUCUAUGUUCACUCAAUUAGUGACUUCUAUGACAUGUGAAUAAUGUUUUAGUUGGUAGUUAUACUUGCACGCAAAAUACGACAAUAAAUUCGGUGUUGAAAUAUUAAUGGCCAAAACUAAAUUUUAGGACAAAUUUGCUAAAGUCAUUUCGCUUUAUGUUACGAAUAUCAACAUAGUGAUUGUAAGCAAGGUUUGCCGACCGCAGUUCUUCAAUUGCCCUUUGAGAUGGAAUUUAGGAACACAGAAAAUGCUUUUUAUGUGAUCGUGAAAUGAAGCGGAAUUGUUUUUGUUAUUUGUUCCUUUUGCUAUGAUUGUACCUAAUCUGAAGCCCAAGUAUUUGUAAUAAUAACUAAUCAAGAAAAGAACCUAGAAUUCCCAGACUCCCCGUGCAGUGUGAAUAAUUACAAAACAAUUCACUGUUUGUGAUGUUUCGUGCGACUGAACAGUUAAGGCACGAUUAUUAAACAAUUUAAGAGUAAAGCAACAUUUUGUACCGGUUUCAGUGAAAGGCUAAAAGCUUGUUACACAGAAAUUUUUUUAAAAUCUGCUCGAGCGUCAAAGUCCAUUAGCAAUGAAGAAAAAAAAGUACUUAAUCAGUUAAAGACAUAACAAGAAAGAUACAUGGGAAAAUUAGAUAAGUCAUUUGCCAAUGAAGAAAGAUGGAAAAGCUUUAAGAUCCUUAUUAAAAAUGUAUAAGACAAGGAGUAAUAAGGGGUCACCAAGCCACUAAAGACUUGUCAUUGUCGAUGAAAAUUCCCGAGGAGCGUUUGAAAACUAAUUGGAACAGAAACAGCCCUAAAGAAGCCCACUGAGUUGCGCUGUCAAAUGUCGCUAUAAGUUCAAGAGUUUUUUGCUUCAUUCCCGGCUUUUAUAAGUAGAUAGCUUUGAUCUUGCUUUCAUUGAACCUUUUUAAGGUGGCAGUGUAAUUUUCGUACGCUCUCGUUCCCUGGAAGAAGUUUAGUGCAAAGGUCUUCCUGUACAAGUGUACCCUUUAAAGUUCAGCGUCCAAGUUCUCAAGUUGUUGCCGUGCUAAAACAAAAUGCAGGACACCACAACAUCGGAAUCACCUUCCCCGAGUACAUACCAGUCUCGUGAAGACAAUAAACCGCGCAGAUCUCCUCCGCCUCUUGUAUCCAUGGACGGAACUCGGAGAGACUCUCUUGUUGGACUUCAGAGGCUUGUCUACAGCUCGCAGAUAUUUACGCAUUCACGAACGUCCCAAGAAGAUGCUCGACCAGUAGCCAACAUUGGCGAAAACGUGGUAGAAGUAAAACCAGGUCCCAGGCCCGUUCAUUCACAGCCCCGGUCAAGUCUCCCGAGUCCAAAGCCCAAGAGAAGCAGAACUUCAUUCACGCCUGCGCAGUUAGAGCGACUGGAAGAGGAAUUUUCAGUGGAUAUGUACGUGGUUGGUUUGAAGAGAAUGAAGCUGGCUAACGAGUUAAACCUGUCCGAAAGACAGGUUAAGGUCUGGUUCCAGAACAGAAGAAUGAAGUACAAGAGGGAAAGGGCAAAGACCAGAUCAGACGGAGGAAAAUGAUGUCACUGUGUUGCCAAGGCAACCUGUUCUCAAUAUACAGCAUGUUUAUAUCUAUAUACCUUAAAUCGUCGCUUGAUUUUGUAAAUACCAAUACCUGUACAUUUUGAGUUCAUAUUGCGAAAAAUUGCCACGGGUUGGUAGGAUGUGUUCUUUUAAUAAGCUACUGUACAUUUAAAAGGGACACUUAACCCUGUAAAAAUCAAUUGAAAAAGCGUUAUUUCGUCCCCUUUACUAGCAUUAAAUCAUUCAAUAAGCCUUUCUCCAAUUAAAGGCGAACAAUCAAGGGCCUGAUAGCAAGUUUACAAGGAUUCAAACAGCACUCUCCCAUCCCCGGAAUAGUCUGAGCCCGCAAUUUGAAGCUGGAAUGUUGCUAGGCAACCUGCAGACUGCACAAAGAUGUUGCCAUAUUGACAUGAAACCUAACGAAGAGCUAGCGUUAAUAUUGAGUGAAGUGAUUUGAGGGUUUGACCAAUUGAACAUCAGAGUGUUCUCCCGGUACGCUACACAUAUAAGAACAAACACCCGCGAUUACCAAAAGUGUGUCUUGGUAUUUAUCGACGCAGAAAAUUCAACUGUACACUAAGCAGAAAAAAUUCCGGUGAGAAUGCACCUCUUUACUUCAGGUGAAAUAAAGCAGUGGCGGUGUUUAUA